AUGAAUGAUAACGAUUCUUCUUCCCUCAAUUCUUCUACAAAAGAUGAUACUUUUAAUGAAUGGAGACCUGCAUAUCCAUUAAUUUGUGCAUACCAUGAUAUUCAUUCUUUAGCAGGAGCAUGGUGUUUAGGACCACCUACAACUAUGCUUGAAGCUAUUAAACCUACUGGAGCAUCCCAAGCGCGAAGUCCUAGUGAAGAAGAUAAUGGUGAUGGAAAAUGUAAUACAUUAAUAGCUUCUUGUCCUGCUUUUAGAAAUGAAAUUGGUAAUGAACCAGUUAGACAUUUAUCAUUAUCAAGAAGAUCUGUAGCAACAUUUUCACAAUAUCAAAAUAAUUUACCAAUUGUAUCAAAUCAAAAAAAUAAAUAUGCUAUUUCAUCUUUAUCUGAUGAUUGUACAGAAACAUGGAUGAGAGAACAUACAGCAGCUGAAGCUGGUGUUUUAGAAGAUGUUUCAAAUGUUUAUCUUGGAGGUCGUUUAUGUGCAUCACGACAAAGCAAAGUUGUUAUUGAACCACAAGAUAUAGGUAGUUAUUAUUUUAGACAUUGUUUUACUGGAAGACCACAUAUAGAGUUUUUUGGAAUUGAUGAACAACUUGGACCUGUUGCUAUUAGUGUUGUUAAAGAAAAUCCUGAAAAAAAUAUUACUAAUCAAAGUACAGCUUUAAUAAAUAAAGGAUUUUAUCCUGUUCCAGAAGAUGCAUUACAAGAUUCUGGUCAUGAAAAAAGUAAUCGAGCAUUAAUGAGAGAGUUAGUUGAAAUUGUUUGCCCACAAGUACUUUUUUCAUGUUUACGACCAGCAAUACCAAAUUUACAAAAAAUUGAAGAAUUAUUAUUAAAAAUUGAUGAACAACCAAUUUAUACAAGAUAUAAAAUUGGAGUAUUAUUAUGUAAAGAAAAUCAAAGUACUGAAGAAGAAAUGUAUAAUAAUGAAAAAUCAACACCAGCAUUUGAAGAAUUUUUAGAAUUUUUAGGUACACGUGUUAGACUAAAAGGUUUUGAUCAAUAUAAAGGUGGUCUUGAUACAAAAGCUGACACCACAGGUACUCAUUCAAUUUAUACAGAAUAUCAAGCUCAUGAAAUAAUGUUUCAUAUAUCAACAAUGUUACCAUUUACACCAAAUAAUAAACAACAAUUAUUAAGAAAAAGACAUAUUGGUAAUGAUAUGGUAACAAUAAUAUUUCAAGAACCUGGUGCAUUACCAUUUUCUCCUAUAACUGUUCGAUCACAUUUUCAACAUGUUUUUAUUAUUGUUCGUGUAAAUAAUCCAUGUACAGAUAAUGUAUCAUAUACUAUUGCUAUAUCAAGAGCAAAAGAUGUUCCUACAUUUGGACCUGUUAUACCAUCUAAUGCAACAUUUGGUAAAAGUACUGAAUUUCAUGAUUUUUUAAUAACAAAAAUUAUAAAUGCUGAAAAUGCUGUACAUAGAUCAAAAAAAUUUGCUGCUAUGGCAGCACGUGCAAGAAGAGAAUCAUUAAAAGAUUUAGCUGAAAAUUAUGUUGCUGGUCAUCCAAAUGAAGUACCUAGUAGAAUAGCAUCUAGAUUUCUUGGUGGAAGUGUUAAGAGAAAAGAAAGACCAAUACCAAAACCAAUUGUAGAUUCUAAUUUACGUGGAGCAAUAUCAUGGCUGGUAGAAGUUUAUGAUUAUUCUCUUAAUCAACGGGUACAAUGUGUAUUAGGUGUUUCAGCUGAAAGUAUUGUACUUUUAGAAAUACCAACAGGUGAUUGUUUAUUUUUUACACCAACACAUUCUGUAUUAGGAUGGGCAACAAUAGAAACAGGAAUUAAAAUGUAUUAUGAUCAUGGUGAAAUGUUAUUAUUUAGAGUAAUUAGUAGUGAUGGUUUUGAAAGAGAAUCAAGUGUAUUAUUAAAAAGAUUAGGAUCUGUUACUAAUGGUGAUGAAGCAAAAGAAAUGAUUUUAAGAAGAUCAAAAUUAUCAGAAGCAUUAGGAUUUCAUAUUCAAGAUGAAGGUGUUGUAACUGAUGUUGAAAUGUAUCAUCCAGCUUGGAAAGCUGGUCUUAGACAAGGAUCUAGAAUUGUAGAAAUAGAUAACAUAUCUGUAUCAACAAUGUCACUUGAUCAAAUGUUUUCAUUACUUACUGAAAAUAUAACAAAUCGUGUUAUGAUUAUUGCUCCAUCAAGUGAUGGUUCUCCAAGAAGAGGAUGUGAAGAUCCAAAUUGCCCAGCUGUUAAAGGACAAGAUGCAUUAAUAUUAACACCAGAAACAUUUGCUAAACAACCACUAACUUAUCAAGAAAUGUUUAGAAUUAAAAAUAAAGAACUUCCUCAUUCUCCUCAUAGUAGUCCAUCAAAUAGUUUUGAUGAAAGAUUGGCAACAAUUCGAUCAUCAAAUAGUCAUCUAAAUCAAGAAGGAAAUUCAAUGUGGACAAAAGAUCGUUCAAUUUCACUUAAUGAAUAUUCUGAAAAUAGUUUAUUAACAUUAAAUAUGCCACCAAGGUCUCCUUCUCUUAAUCCAACUAAUACAAUUAUUCCAGAAAGACCAAAUUGUGUUGGUCAAUGUAAUAAUCCAUUGGCUAGAACAUUGUCAGAUGAAUUGCUUAUAAAUAAUCACGUAGCUUUAAAUUCUCCUAACAAUGUAGGAGUUAUGUCGAUUCGAAAUAGUUUAGAAGGUAUUCAUUCUUUAGGUUCACCUAGUGAUAUUUUACCUGGAGGUAUUCCUAUGAAUACAGUAGAAUUCCAGCAACGUUGUUAUUUAAGACUUCAAAGAUUAAUAAAAGAAAGAAAAGAGCAAGAUGCAUUAAUAGAAAAACUUAAAACUGAAUUAAUUACAGAAAAACAGCAACAUGAAGAGACAAAGCAUCGUUUAACAAUCCUUCAAACAAUUUGUGAUGGAGCACAAUUAACAAUUCCCGAAACAGAUGCAGAAUUAUAA
Molecule: messenger RNA, 2892 nt
Organism: Strongyloides ratti
Lineage: Eukaryota; Metazoa; Nematoda; Chromadorea; Rhabditida; Strongyloididae
Product: Signal-induced proliferation-associated 1-like protein 1
Exons: 3
Coding region: 1-2892 (963 amino acids)
Biological process (GO): activation of GTPase activity; regulation of small GTPase mediated signal transduction
Cellular component (GO): cytoplasm
Molecular function (GO): GTPase activator activity; protein binding
Source: RefSeq, a predicted model, not a curated record